This is a messenger RNA of Xiphophorus maculatus (southern platyfish), 1879 nucleotides long. It is a transcript of the gene card9, whose product is annotated as caspase recruitment domain family member 9. Lineage: Eukaryota; Metazoa; Chordata; Actinopteri; Cyprinodontiformes; Poeciliidae. The transcript has 14 exons. The record is from RefSeq and is a predicted model, not a curated record. The coding region runs from base 72 to 1679 and encodes 535 amino acids. Gene Ontology annotation, biological process: regulation of apoptotic process; positive regulation of canonical NF-kappaB signal transduction.
CCAACAUCUUCCCAGAAGCCCAGAGCAUCACAGAGACGGAGAGCGGCGCUGGAGCUCAGUAGGACAGCAGGAUGGAGGGAGUGAGCGAGGAUGACCUCUGCUGGCUGCAGCUGGAUGACUUCAGGAUGCUGCUGAUUAAAACCAUCGACCCGUCCAGAAUCACUCCUUACCUCCGCCAGUGCCAGGUGAUCAGCGCUGAGGAUGAGGAGCAGCUCUUCAACGACCCCGCCCUGGUCAUCCGCCGGAGGAAAGUCGGAGCGCUGCUGGACAUGCUGCAGCGGACCGGGAUGAAGGGGUACACGGCGUUCCUGGAGAGCCUGGAGCUGGACUACCCGCAGCUGUACAGCCGGAUCACGGGGAAGGAGCCCAACAAGACCUUCAGCAUCCUGAUCGACACGGCGGGAGAAUCGGGCCUGACCCAGUUCCUGAUGUCGGAGCUGAGCCGCCUGCAGAGGGUGCUGCAGGACGAGCGGAGGCGGCGCCAGGAGGCCUGCUCCGUGGCCCAGGAACAGGAGGCGUGGUCCCGGCAGCAGAAGCUGAAGGAGCGGGAGCUGAAGAAGCUGACUGAGCGCGUGCAGAAGCUGCGUGAGGAGCGCGAGCAGCUGACCGAGGAGCUGAAGAAGCUCCGCCUCCACAACUACAACCUGAUGGCCGACGUCACCAGCCUGACGCAGGACAAGAGCAACGCCCUGCUGGCCAACAGGGACCUGCAGAUAGAGGUGGAGCGUCUGAAGCACACGGUGCUGCGGGCGGAGAGCGAGACGCGGCUGCUGAAACGGAGGACCGUGAGGCCGCUGCAGCAGAGCAGAAUCCUGACUCCGCCCUCUGACGCCUUUCUUCAACUCAACGACCAGGAGGAGCAGCAGGAGGCGCCGCCUCCGGGGAAGCAGCAGGAGGAGCUGCAGGAGGAGAAGAAGCCGGACAGGAGGGAGGAGCUGAAGGAUGGCCAGCGGCUCGGCCGCGCGUCUCCGCAGAUGAACCUCCUGACCACCGUGUUCAGGCUGAGGAGGGAGCUGCACAAGGCCGAGGAGCAGAGGGCAAAGAGUGUGGAGGAGAAGGAGGAGCUGAGCCUCCGCUGCGCUCAGCUGAAAGGAGACGCCAAGAUGUACCGGCAGCAGAGCAAGCAGACGGUCCGGCAGCUGGAGGAGGUGAUCCGAGAGAGGGACAAGGCUCUGGUGGCGCAGGCGCAGCAGCAGGAGGAGGCGCGGCUCCACCUGCAGGAGAAGGACCGGUACAGGGAGCGCGUCCGGCAGCUGGCCGAGAAAACAGACAAGCUGGAGCUGCUCCUGCUGAGGUCACAGGGGGAGGAGCUCCAGCUGAGGACACGCCUCCGCAAGAUGACCUUCAACUCCCAGCAGUUUGAGAGGAACUUGAGCAGCGAAGAAGACGGGGCGAGCGAGAGCGCCGCUAAAGGCAGCAGCGAGGAGGUUCCCAGCGGGACGUCGGGGGAGAACGAGGAACCGGCCGCUCCGCCGCAGGAACACGGCCCUCCAGCAGGGGGCCCCAGGGAGUCGGACCACAGGCCCAACAAUGUUGCAUCAUGGGACGAGCAGCCGGACGGCGGAUUCUUCACGCUAAGUCGGCCCAACUUCAGGAAGCGAGCCCUGAGGUCAAAGUUCCCCAGCGGAGAGUCGGUGGCCUGUAACGUGGGGGACAGCACCGGCAGCGAGUCGGACUGAGGUCGGUCCACUGGUUCUGACCCAGCAGCAGACUCAGUUCUGAUGAGGAUCCGGUUCGGUUCUGACGACGUUUCACCAAAACAAACUUCUGUUUCCUGAUCUGAUCUUUUACAACUUCUGAAACAUUUUCUGUUUCUCUUCAGAUAAAUAAAUGUUUUAUUUCUGAGAAACUGAACCGGUUUAUUUAAAUAUUGGACCCG